UGUAUAUACACACACACACUAAACCGUAUAGAUAGAAGCCUUGACAGCAAAACAUAACCUUGACAUUGCAAUCAUGUCAAGCACCAAUAUUUGCAGCGACCGAAUAUAUCUUGGAUUUGACUUCAGUACACAACAACUGAAGGUCAUUGCCAUUAAUGAAGAUUUGGUGAUUCUCAAGGAAAAUGCAGUGCGAUUUGAUGAAGACUUGCCUGAUUUUAAGACAACUGGUGGUGUGCAUUCCCACUCAGAUGGGGUUACUGUGACAGCACCCACUUUAAUGUGGAUCCAGGCAUUGGACCUUCUUCUAGACAAACUGAAGGCAGAUAAUUUAGACUUUUCAAAAGUUGCUGCCAUAUCUGGAUCUGGCCAGCAACAUGGAAGUGUCUUUUGGAAGAAGGGAGCUGAAAAUGGGCUUAAAAGUCUUCACUCUGGUUCUUCCCUCUGUGAACAGUUAAAGGAUUGCUUUAGUGUUGCUGAUAGUCCAAUUUGGAUGGAUGCCAGUACAACUAAACAAUGCAAAGAGUUAGAAGCUGCUCUAGGUGGUGCUAUGCAUUUGGCUGAAAUCACUGGAUCUCGAGCUUAUGAACGUUUUACAGGGAAUCAAAUUGCUAAAAUAUUUGAGAAGUCCCCCUCAUCAUAUAACAACACUGAGAGAAUAUCUUUGGUCAGCAGUUUUGGUGCUUCAUUAUUCCUUGGAAAAUAUGCCCCAAUUGAUUUCAGUGAUGGUUCUGGAAUGAAUCUUCUGGAUAUUAAUAAAAAGGAAUGGUCAAAGGAUUGCUUAAAUGCUUGUGCUGAGAAUUUGGAAACAAAACUUGGACCUUUGGUGAAAUCAACUGAAAUCCUGGGCAAAAUCAGCAAGUAUUAUGUUGAGAAAUAUGGCUUUUCUCCAGACUGUGAAGUAAUUGCAUUUACUGGUGACAACCCUGCAUCAUUAGCUGGGAUGAGACUUCAAGAAGGGGAUAUAUGUGUAAGUCUUGGGACAAGUGACACAUUAUUUCUUUGGUUAACUCAGCCCAAGCCUGCUCUCGAGGGCCAUAUAUUCAUCAACCCUGUAAACAGUGAUUCUUAUAUGGCUUUACUUUGUUUUAAGAAUGGAUCACUUACUCGAGAGAAAAUCCGUGAUGAAUUUGCUGGAGCUUCUUGGGAAACAUUCACCAAGUCGUUAAAGUCCGUGCCAUCAGGAAACAAUGGAAACAUUGGAAUAUAUUUUGAUGUGAUGGAAAUUCAGCCUUUACUUUCUGGACGCUUUAGGAUAAACAAGGAGGAUCAAGAUGUACCAAAAUUUAACACUGCUGAAGAAGAGGUCCGCGCUGUUAUAGAAGGACAGUUCAUGUCAAGAAGGGUUCAUGCUGAAAAUCUUGGCUUUAACAUCUUGCCAAAGAGUAGAGUUCUUGCUACAGGUGGUGCCUCUCAGAACAAGUCUAUUUUAAAGGUUCUGGCAAAUAUACUGAAUGCUCCUGUAUAUAUACAGGAUGUUUCCAACUCUGCUAGCCUUGGUGCAGCAUAUCAAGCAAUGAGAGGUUCACUUGGCCACACUUGCUUCAAUGAGAUACUUAACAAAACCUCUAGAAUGGUACGUGCUGCUGAACCUGAUGAUAGCACUGUGGAGCUAUACACAAAACUUUGUGCUCGCUAUAAACAACUGGAAGAAAGAGUUUCCCAGAGUUAAGGCAACAUAAAAAUUAUUAGUUGGGUCCAGCAGUAUUGCUACAAAUACUGCCGUUUACUAUCAUAAUGAUUUGCUUUAUUUUCAGUAUUAAUUCUUAUUAAGAAAUGUGAAUGAAUUCACAAAUUUUUUAUUUACUAUGAUUCCUGCAAAAAUCCUGUGUUAAAUCAUUAUUUUAAUCUGACUAAAAUUGUGUCAAUGUAAUUUGCAUGCAUAACCACAUGUAGCUUUGUGGUUAAGGAGUUUACUUCACAACUACCUGACACCAGAUUUGAUCUGGCAUUAGUGCAGCACUUUGGGUAAAGGUCUUUUAUUAUUAUUAUAGCCUCAGGUUGACCAGUAUCUUGAAUGGAACUAGGUACAUGAAAACUGUACAGAAGAUAAACAGAUACACACACAUACGUAUAUGUAAAUCAUUUUAAUAUCUAUUUAUCCAUGCUUGCAUAGUUCAUUUUCUAAGAGUGGAUGCUCUUUCCGUUGUCAUCCCUUAUCUGUUUCCAAGCAAGGUUACAUGACACCCUAGUUGAACGUUCUCACAGGAGAUUGGAAACAAAUGACAUUGCUUACAGUAUAGUGACACACUCUUACUAGUUUCAGUCCUUUGACUCUGGCCAUGCUGGAGCACCACCUUGAAAGGUUUCAGUUGAACAAAUCAACCUCAGGUCUUAUUUCUUAAACCUCGUACUUAUUCUAUCAGUCUCUUUUGCCAAAUCACUAAGUUACAGGGAUGUAUCUAUAUAAAAAUAAUUUUAAAAUGUGGAUAGCUCAGAUUAAUCUCAAUUGUUUCCUCUUGAAGCAUAUCAACUCAUUCCAUUAUUACAAAACAGUGUGGUCAUUGUUGCUGCUGAAUUUUAGCCAAAAUACAUAUGAAAAUAUUUUUUUUUGUCUGAAGAAUUUCUAAUGUCUAUCUAACAUGUAAAUCUUUGUAAUUCCUAUUUGAAAAUGAAACGUGUGCAAUGGAAAAGAAAAAAAUACCAAAAGAUGUCCACUUUCCUGUUAUAUAGAGACACACAAACAGGCUUCUUUCAAGGCCUUGGUUGACCUAGGUCUAUAAUAGAAGACACUUGCCAAACUGAAAUAAUGAGGUCAGAAACUACUCAACAUGCCUGCAAUUAUAUAUGUGUAUGUUAUAUUCCUUUUGUCCUGUAAUUUCAUGCUUCAAUAAACACAGAUCAAGAAGAUAAGCAUUAAGCUGAAAUAAAUAGGCUCCUAUGAUUCACUAAAAAAAAUAUCAAGAGUACUAGAUACUUGGAAAGAUUCAUUAACAUGCAGUAAUUCGGUUAAUUGUAAGCUGAUACUCUAUCAUCCCUUCAUGUAAAUUCAGUAUGAAUAACUUUAUAAGGAGUGGUGGCCUCCUGAAUAGAGUAAAGUUUAAAUAUCAAUCACAGCUCUGCAUGCACGGAUAAAUUACAUAAGAGAAUGUUUCUCAUGUUAUUUUUUGAAUAAAUUAGCAAACCCUCAUUAGCUUCUCAUUGUCUUUCCAAAUUAAUUUAGCCUGAAAGUUUUUUAAGUACUAAGCCCUACAAACCUAUUGAGUCAUAGGAAAUGUUAUGUAAUAUGAGUCAACAAGAAGUCUCUACGUGGUUGCUCAAACUGCUAGAAAUAACAGCCAAAUAAAUCUUUCUCAUCUUAACAGGACACUGGAUAAUGUAAUCCAAAUAUUCUUUUGUCAUUUGACUGCAGCCAUGCUAGAGCACCACCUUAAAGGGCCUUUUUAGUGUAAGAAAUCAACUCUAAGACUUAUUCUUUGAAAGCCUAGUACUUUAUAUCAAUCUCUUUUGCCAAACCGUUAAGUUACAGAGACAAACAAACAGACUUCUUUCAGUUUCUGUCUACCAAAUCCAGUCACAAGGAUUUGGUCGGCCCAAGGCUAUAGUAGAAGAUACUUGCCCAAGGUGCCAUGCAGUGGGACUGAACCCUGUUGUUGAGAAACAAGCUCCUUACUACAUAGUCAUUACUGUCCAAAAAAAAAAAAGAAAAAGUUUAUAGUCAAAAUGCUUUUAAUCAUGAGCUGAAUCCGAAUCAAAACAAUAAUCAUGUAAUUUUGUAAAAGUUAGCUUGGCAGAAUCCAUUUUCUCCAUAUUAUGACCAUAUGUAUUUUUAGCAAAUUCCAUUGUUGCAAACAUUCAGAACAGGUCUUCUGUAUGAAUAUGAUGUACUCCUUUCCACCUGAAAAACUUUAAAAGAUGGUCAAAGUGAUUGUCUUUGCACUAGUCAUUAAAAAGAUAUUUAAAAAAAAAAAACCCUUCUCUUAGAAUAAAAAUUUGAGCCAAUUUGAAAAAUGACUGACACAAUGCAACAGUAUUUAGUCUAAUUGUAAAGAAAUUUUUGGAUUUUUAUUAAAAAAGUUUAUCUUACAAA
Octopus sinensis (East Asian common octopus) is the source of this 4027-nucleotide messenger RNA. RefSeq names its product xylulose kinase. Gene Ontology annotation, cellular component: cytosol. NCBI's taxonomy places the organism in Eukaryota, Metazoa, Mollusca, Cephalopoda, Octopoda, Octopodidae. The record is from RefSeq and is a predicted model, not a curated record. Gene Ontology annotation, molecular function: D-xylulokinase activity. The transcript is spliced from 19 exons. Gene Ontology annotation, biological process: xylulose metabolic process; D-xylose metabolic process. Bases 74 to 1669 code for a protein of 531 amino acids.